UCUAUUGGCUGGAAGCGCUUGUGAUCUCACAACAGUUGGCAUAACAGCGCCAUAAACGUUUCCGGUCGGGAGAGGAGGCGGUUAAUGUUACGUGAAAUGAAGCCACUUCCUGUGGAUUCUAGAAUAUUGUCUCUGACUGCUCAGAUUACUGAAAGUCCUGAUCAGGAUAUUCCUGUGUUGCUGCUAAAGUUAAAAGAAAUUUUAACAAGUGCAUCCCCAGGAAGUAAUGAAACAAAGAAAAUUAAACAAGAUUUAUACUACUGUGAUCUAGUCCAGUACUGUCUACUAGUCCUUAAGCAAGAUUAUACAAAAGUGACUGGAGGAUGGACUACUGCUGCCCAGAUAGCAGAGAUAUUAAGUCAGUGUUGUGUAGGUCUUGAGGUGAAAACAGAACGUGAGGAGUUUUACAGUAAACAGCUUCCUUCUGCAAUAGACAGCCUCCUCUUUUUGGGAAGGCGUUUGCAAGCACAAUUUGUUCGGGCAAUCAAGGAUGAAAAAAGGAAUGAAUUUCUACAUUGUUUCAGGACAGUGACUGAUGCCAUCUGUUGGUUGUGUAGAGGUCACAUCCAUCUAGUAGAAAAUGUGCUUCAAAAUAAACACUUCCAGCAAUUGCUGACAACUGAUGAUGAUGAAACAACAACCCAGACUCUGUCACUCUUGCAGAAUAUUUUAAGGACCAAUAGUAAAGCAUUAGUUCAAAUAACUGAAGAAGCCCUAUACUUCCUUCUGGAUGAACUUAUUUACAAGAUUUCCUCUACCACCAACCCUGCCAGAGGAAAUGCAACUGCUAAACUGUUACUUUUGAUCACAGAAUCCGAUGCCCAACUGGUUAUCAGAGUCAAUGCUCGCUACAAAGGGCUACAUACUCUUCUAAGCAAGCAAUGGACUGGCAAAGGAUUUGACAAGAAUCUCAAUCAAUUGCUGGAUUUGCUGGAUGCAGAAAACUCCAGUUCUUAUGAUCCACAGAGAAUGCACCAAGCAGCAUGCUUGAUCCAGGCAUCUUGGCGAGGAUAUCAGACGCGAAAAAGAUUAAAGCAGCUUCCAAAAGCUAUAACUAUCUUGCAAAGGAAAUUUAGAGCUAAAAGAGAACAGGAGUUGCAAAGUUUAAGAAGACAGAAAGAAGAAGAACACCUCCGUCAACAACUACAGCUUCAGAGACAAAGAGCCAUGAGGCUGUUUCAUGAACGGCAGCUGACACUAUUGGAAAUUGUCCAUGCAGGUCAAAUAGAUAAGUAUAUGCAUGAAAUGAAAGAAAAAGCAGCCUUAACUAUCCAAAGAUACUGGAGAGCAUUUAAAGCAAGGAGAAAUUUUCAUCAGCAAAAAAGAAAUCUCAAGGAAUAUAAAGCAGCUGUUCUCAUUCAGAGAGCGGUGCUUAAAUUCUUGGAGAAGAAAAGAAGAAAGGAAUCUUCUCUCUGGAAGCAGCCUGAAUCUCUUUCGGAUGAACAGAGGAUAUUGUUGCAGCAAAAGGUGGAAAGCUAUACCAAACUGCACCCAGCUUCUGCAAUGUCAGAAGAAAUGAGCAGAGAACUUCAUCAUCAAGCCCAGGAAAAACUAGCCCACUAUAUGCUGAGAAAAAGAAAAGAUCAGAAAGCAAAACAACAUCGAGAGGCUUUGCUAGCCCAAGUUCAUACAGAUGUGGAUCAAUUGUUAAGUGCUCCAAGUCUCUCAGAAUGUACCAUGAGGGAUCUGAAUGUCUUUAUGAGCAGAUCAGUUCCUGUGGUAGCUAAAGCCAAACAAUCCCAUAAUACAAUAUUAAAAUAUAUGCAGUGGCCCUGGUGGAAGAAACUUGAAGAAGGCUUCUUUAAAGAAGAGGUUGAUUCGGUGGAUCCUACAACUGCUGAACUGGAGACUUUGUUCAUUGGUGGAAGCAGAGCAUGAUUAUUAUAGAACAUAUUCUAACGAAGUAAUUGUGCACUUUUUCUUCAUGAUUUCCCCCCAAAAUAUAUUAGCUAUUAUCUACUGAAUUCAUAGUAGAAUUCUACAUUCCAGAGAUUGAAUUCUGUGUAGAAAGUCUGAAUUUGACUGCUCAGAUUUCAGAUGAUCUGUAGAAGUGUAUUGUAUACAGUUUUAUACACUAAGAAUUGUAUAAUUUUGACUAAAAUGACAUUUAAAACCGGAUGCUGUAGAUUUAGAACUAUGGGUACACAGAAUAAACAAGGAGGGAGAUCCCAAAUUACCAUAGAUGUAUGCAUAUGUGUUGGGGAAUAGUUUUUCUUGUGAAUAAUCACCCUGUGUUCAUAAUAUGGAGUCUUUCUGUCUGUUUAAAUGUUAAGACAGCAUCUGAAUUUGAAUAUAAGCAUCUUGGCUGUGUGCCCUUUACUACAUGUGCUUGGUGAUUCCUCAACUCCUCUCAUAGACAUAGAAAAGUUCUAUUCUUUUAAAAGACAAAAACAGAAUUCCAGACUUGUGAAGCAAGAGGUUUCCGU
Molecule: messenger RNA, 2426 nt
Organism: Thamnophis elegans (Western terrestrial garter snake)
Lineage: Eukaryota; Metazoa; Chordata; Lepidosauria; Squamata; Natricidae
Gene: IQCB1
Product: IQ motif containing B1
Exons: 14
Coding region: 85-1878 (597 amino acids)
Biological process (GO): cilium assembly
Cellular component (GO): cilium
Molecular function (GO): calmodulin binding
Source: RefSeq, a predicted model, not a curated record